Messenger RNA from Racocetra persica, 525 nucleotides. Lineage: Eukaryota; Fungi; Glomeromycota; Glomeromycetes; Diversisporales; Gigasporaceae. The record is from the annotation of a GenBank genome assembly.
CAACCCAUUUCCGCGUUUCAUGCUAAUGAAUGGUUUGAAAAACCAGCGGAACAGUUGCCAGUAAAAUAUGCAGGAUAUUCAACAUGUUUCCGUAAAGAAGCAGGAGCACAUGGUAAAGACACAUGGGGAAUUUAUCGCGUGCAUCAAUUUGAAAAAGUCGAACAAUUUAUUAUUGCAGAUCCCGAAAAAUCAUGGGAACAAUUUGAUGAAAUGAUGAAUUGUUCUGAAGAAUUUUAUCAAUCACUUAACAUACCAUAUCAAAUAGUUGCAAUAGUUUCUGGAGCGUUAAAUAAUGCAGCAGCAAAGAAAUAUGAUUUAGAAGCAUGGUUUCCUUUUCAAGGGGAAUAUAAGGAAUUAGUUAGUUGUUCCAAUUGUACAGAUUAUCAAUCUCGUAGAUUAGAAAUUAGAUGUGGAAUGAAGAAAAUGGGAGAUCGUGAAAAGAAAUAUGUACACUGUUUAAAUGCUACAUUAUGUGCUACUGAAAGAGCUUUAUGCUGUAUUUUGGAAAACUAUCAAACACCCGAG